Molecule: messenger RNA, 8302 nt
Organism: Rhipicephalus microplus (southern cattle tick)
Lineage: Eukaryota; Metazoa; Arthropoda; Arachnida; Ixodida; Ixodidae
Gene: Crag
Product: DENN domain-containing protein Crag
Biological process (GO): regulation of Rab protein signal transduction
Cellular component (GO): cytoplasmic vesicle
Molecular function (GO): protein binding
Source: RefSeq, a predicted model, not a curated record
ACAAACAUGGCAGGCAUGUGUGCGCAAGGUGAAUUUUGAAUGACUCAUGCCCUGUGCGGUGGUACUUGUGAGAUCCCGUGUGUAUAAAAAAAAUCGGAGUAAAAUCCCCGCACAAUUAACGUCCGAACUGUCUUCUGUGACCUUACGAGGUACAACCUUCUUUUCUGGCAUCCUAGAUGUGCUCUUGCGUCGUGCCCGUAAGAUGCGGAUAAGCAUGCAAACACAAGAUCGCCGCCGAAAAGUCAGCAUGGAGGUUCCCUGAAUGAACAAGAUGCCUCUGCAACAGAAACCCGGCCUGAUGGGUGUUUCUAAUGCGAAAGAAGACAGAGGAACGCUUCAUAUUAAAACUGAAGUGGAGCCACUUGCAAGUAAUUGAAAUCAAAUUUUUCGACCUCUGAAAAUGACAUCAUUGCCUGAAAGAAGAAGCAAGACCUUGCGCAGCUCGCUGCCAGCCACGUAAGUGAUAGUAUAUAAGAGACGAGGUUGCAAGGCGCCAUGGAGGAGAAGCGUGUGGCAGACUACUUUGUGGUGGCCGGGCUUCCUGCCAACCCACGGCCCCUCGAAGAGGACUGCGUAGCGAUGCAGUCAUCUGGGGCAAGCUACGGGUCUAUGCCCGUGACGGACAUUGCCGUGAUUGUGCGCACCGAGGGCGAGACACCGCCGCCCGGAUUCGAAUGCAUCGAACAGACUCCGAUGGGAUUCCCGGCCGACCUAAACCAUGGUAGCCUUAGGAGUCCCAGCAUAUACCUCUGCUACCGCCGAGGAAGGGACAAACCUCCGCUUGUGGACAUUGGGGUCCUGUACGAAAACAAGCAGCGUGUCAUGGCUGACAGUGAGAUUCUCAAGAAAACACCUUAUGGGAGGCCAGCGAAUGUGAACAACAGUGGCUCUCGAACAUUCCUAACUUUUCGCAGGGCCUCUGAAAAUGCCCCAUGCAAUCAGCUGGUUGUCACCGACCUUUGUGUCAUUCUCGCCAACAAGGGUGAGACACCUCCCCAUGCAUACUGUAAGAUUGACCGCAAUCUUAAUAAAGGCAUGGUUGGCUCAGAUGUUUUUCUCUGUUACAAGAAGUCCAUGAACAGGCCUAGUCUCAUUUGCUACGAGCCAGCUGUCCUGGAGCGGUUCCCACGGGAAGACUACACCAGCUUUCCUCUGCCCGAACAAGUGGCUCUCUUCUGCCUUCCCAUGGGUGCCACCAUCGAGGCCUGGCCCAAGAAGGCCAGUCAGCCCAGACCAACGUUUUCCACCUUUGUGCUAACCCUUGGGUCUGCCGACAAGGUGUAUGGUGCGUCCAUCACUUUCUACGAACGUUUUCCCGAGGAGCAGCUGACCGAUGCUCAAAGAGCCCAGCUCAGCAGCAGCAACAGGUCAGGCCAGCCCCAGCCAACUGAGGAAGAGGUCUUCUCGGCCAACAAAUCCAUCUGUUUGCUUUCACACUGGCCCUUCUUUCGCACCUUCGAAAAGUUCCUGCGCUUCCUCUACCGGCUGUCGUUUGUCAAGAACCCCCGAGUUUCAGUGGAAAGGUACAUUUCUCAUUUUAUGUUGGAUAUCCCAUUUCCUUCUGUACAACGACCGAGGAUAUGGAUACAGCUGGAAGACGAUCAUAUUUCGCUUUCCCAACUGGAAGACACUCCACUUCCACUCAGUGGUGCAUCCUUCCGGGAGUUUUUGAAGACACUAGCUCCCGACAACUGCCUAUGUGUUCUGCUUUUGGCGCUGACUGAGCAGAAGAUGCUGUUUCACUCCCUGCGGCCGGAUGUGCUUACCAGUGUGGCCGAAGCCUUGGUGGCAUUGAUGUUCCCAUUCCAUUGGCAAUGCCCUUACAUCCCACUGUGUCCAUUGGGCCUCUCUGAUGUACUUAGCGCUCCACUACCUUUUAUUGUUGGUGUGGAUUCAAGGUACUUUGACAUGUAUGAGCCCCCGCUAGAAGUGGCCUGUAUUGAUCUCGAUACCAACACCAUCUUCAUUAAUGAAGAAAAAAGUUUCCUCACUGCAAAGCUUCUACCCAAGAAAGCAGCAAGAACAUUACGUGGAAACCUGCAGUCAUUGUAUGAGAAGGUUUGCAUGUAUGAAAGCAAUGUGGCCAGCAUCGCAGCAGCUGCUGCACAGAACCCAACAACAGCCGGUGGUGCCCUGGGGCCUUUUGACCGAGAAAUUGGACUCCACAGGAAAGAGCGUCGAUUGGAGCUGGAAAUCCAAGAGGCAUUUUUAAGGUUUAUGGCGGCCAUUCUGAAAGACUUUGGUUCUUACUUGCGACCCAUCACUACAGCUCCAAAGCCAGGCGUAACUGACCCAAAUUCACUCUUCGACAUCAAUGGAUUCUUGAAAAGCAGAGACAGAGCGUACCAUCGUUUCUAUCAACUGAUGAUGCACACCCAGAUGUUCACCCGUUUCAUUGAAGAGCGCUCAUUCGUCUCGGACAAAGAUGUCAGCUUGGCUUUCUUUGAUGAAUGUACAGAAAGGGUCGAUGCUGCUGGUGAAUCUGCAGAGCAUCUGCUUUUAGAGGUGGCAGGAUCCAUGCAAAGCCACGAGCACACAGUGUUCAUCUCGGCACCUGAACCCCCACUGGUGGAUGGCCUGAAUGGGAGCCCUGGCACAUUUGGUGCUCUCAACCCAGCCCUGUUUCACCGGCAGCCCGCUAUGUCACUGCUGCGAGUGGUGCCUGAGUGCCAACCAUCUGCGAGCCCCGUUGCUCGGCGCACGAAGCAGGAGGUCAAGUCUGCUCUACGAGCUGCCCGGAUACAAGCUGAAUGUCCUGUUAGCUGGGCUAAGUGUCUCGCUGGCACAAGCUACAGUGUCUGGUUCAUGCACCUACCGGCUUACACCAAGACCUUUGCAUCCAAAGCCAAGGCCUUACGUGUAGCCGAUGAAGUUCUGCAACGCAUGCAGCAAUUGAAGUUACCAGCUCCUGAUGAGGUCUCUUAUCGUAUCCUUAUGCUGCUUUGUGGCCAAUAUGGUCAGCCGGCUCUAGCUGUCAAGAUCCUUUUCGACAUGAAGAAGCAUGGUGUUCAAGCUAAUGCGAUUACUUAUGGUUACUACAACAAGGCUGUUUUGGAGUGUGCCUGGCCCACAGGGGACAGUGCUCAUUGGGCCAAGCUGCGCAACGUUGUCCUUGCUGUGUCGCAGUUCAAGCGUGCGCUGCGGCGAUCUCAGGGUUCCCUAGGCUGCACAGUGCCUGACGCCCCGCGUAGUGUGGGCAGCAGCCGCACCAGUCUUGAGGAGACCCUGAGGCCCCAGCUUGACCCAAUGGCUGUGACUCCAGAGCUGCUGCCUGAGCUGCUCACCAAGACAGAUGACCGAUCCAGCUCUGAUGCGGUGGCCAAGCCAAGGGUUCACACUACUGCAGGAGGCCAGUCAGAUGCAGGUUACGGCUCUACCAGCCAGGAUGAGACAGCCAAAGCAUCAUGGCAGGAGCUGUCAGCCAUACCUCAGCCAAGCAAAGAGAGAAUAGCUCCCCAGCGGAGGCAAAGGAGAAGUGGUGCUGUGGUCCAGAGCAUGCGCUUUGAGGAGCUGGACUUCACCGAGUCAGAUAAAUUCCGGAACCGGGUCAACAGCCUAAUCCGUGGUUCAGUUGGAGCUCUUGGAAGUGCAUCAUCGUUGACAGAUGCCAUAGUGCCUUCUGCGGGGGUCCUGAUUACGAGUGAAGCCAUGCGGCAGAAUGCCUUCCUGCGUAGCAAUGGAGGCGUUAUGGUUGACAGGCUGCAAAAUGGUCGGCGGCGCUACCACAGCGCGAGUGACCGUGCCAACCAGCAGAGGCCCACUAACAUGAGGAGAAACCUGCGUGUACUUGGCAGGUCUUGGACGCUCGGCGGGGAGGAAACUGCCCUGGGACAGGGAGACUCUCACCUGGCAGCCCUUGCGGAAACACCAGUCAGCUCGGACGCACUUGCCGAGAGCCCCCUUGCCAAGGAACCACAGGAAGAAGAUCGCACUGUCAGCCCUGCUCCAGAUGCCCCAAGCAGCCGCUCUUCGGAUGUCGUCACACCACCCCGGUCCGCACCGCGACCAGCCCAGAUGCAUCGCUUCUCAACUGGUGGGUCACCGGCGAAUCUGGCUCGCACCCUGGAGCAGUCGAAGGAGUUCAUCAGUUCUACGCUGAGCCCCCUGAGAGAUGCCUGGCAGCAGAUAGACCUGUCAGGGGCAGCUGCCUCCAUCUCUUCCACACUGGGGCUUAAGAGCCGCAAGUUCUCCUUAGGCUCAAAGAUGGCGUCUGUGACAAGAAGCUCCACCUUCCACUCUAACCACAAGUCCAGCUCAGCGCGGUCAUCACCUGCAAGGUCAUCGUCUCAGAUGGAGUCCCUUGUGGAACAGGAUGCACCGCCUGCAUCACCAAGCCCAAGGGCCACAAUGCCGCUGGAGUCCACCGUGGUGGUUGACGGUCCUGCUUUGUCUACUCCACGAGGCUUGUCGAGAUCGUCUACUUUGCCUUACUCUCCUGGCCGUCGCUACUCUCCUCAGUGCCCUCCGACAUCUCGAGAGGCCCCUCCUUUGACCAGUGGCCAGUCACCGCAGUCAUCCACUUUUGGCCUGUCACGGUUGUCUAGUCGUCAUUCAGAGUAUCUGGUUGACAGCCUCCGCCUUGCUGCCAACUCAAUGGCCUCCAAGUUCACUGAGAUAAAGCAAUCACUUUCGGCCUCCAACACACCCACCAGAGGUUCCUCAUACUCCUUGCCUCGGGGCUAUGAGCACCUGCUGUUGGAAGAUGAUGACCAAGAGAGCUCGCUAUCACUCGAAUCUAGCCGCCGUGCAAGCAUGGAUCUUUUGAUGGGGCACGGUGGAGAAGAAAACAUUGAGGAGCUUGCUUCUGAAGACAGCUUGCUUAUAGCAGAUAGUGCAAUAGCUGGUACUCCCGUCGCCGGUUCUUCACUGCUACGUUCUGUGGAACCUGCUGAGGUGUCUGUGCCGACCGCAAGUGGUGGCAGUACCAGUCGUGUGGCACUAGAGGUGUCUAUCACUUCUUGCUCCCAGUGCAACACAUGCAAAUCCGUGCUGUAUGAUGAAGAGAUUAUGGACGGCUGGACAGCGGACGACUCAAACCUCAACACCAGGUGCUACUUCUGCAAUGGAACGGUAGUUCCUCUUCUGACUGUGAACAUCAAGGACUAUCGGGUGGAGGAUUCGCCUGUGGGUGGCAGCCUGGCACCUUCCACGGAGAGCCUGCCCAGUGCUGCAGGCCUGUCCUCCCGUCUCAGCCCGGAGCGCAGUCCGCUGGCCAAAGGGCCACAUCCCGAGUCUGCAGCAGGGCGUGCCGUCACACCCGACAGUCGGGGUGCUGACUUUCAUGCCAGCAGGCCAGAUAGCAUAGACAGUGGCAACGAUGGCUUCCUGCUGCUCGAAGAGAGCCCAGACGCUGCAGAUGGUCCAAGGGUGGGUGACUCGUGUCCCGAAUCUCCUUUGGGCAGCCCACCAGGUCAGGCAGGAGCCUCGUACCUGGCCAGUCCAACUAGCCGUGCAUUGUCAGCUCCUGUCGACAUCCCUUUGGCUACAGCCAACGAAAGCCUCAUGGUGGCAUCUCCAUCGUCUGGUUCUAAUGAGACGAGUGACCGUGCAGAGCAUCGUACUCGCCGUGUCACUGUUGGGGAUGCCCCUCUUGGCUUACGGACUGCAGCAGGCCGCAUGGGAUCAUCUGAACUGCUGCUUGAUCCACAGUCUGCUGCCAGUGCUACGCCCUUAUUCAAGUUGGGUUCAGCAAGUCCGUCCCGGGUGAGCCUGUCUCUGGGGCCAUCCGUGAUCCUGGAUCCAAUGACGGUGCCGUACCUGAGCCCUCUGGUGCUUCGCAAGGAAGUGGAGAACCUGCUGGAACACGAGGGCGACGACUGCCUUCUAAGUGCUGGUUUUGUUGACCACCACCCCAUACUGUACUGGAACCUGAUUUGGUACUUUAAACGGCUUAGUUUACCAAGCCAUCUAUCGGAACUGUGCCUGCAAGCUGUUUCUCUCCUCAGGGAUCGCCAGGUCCCUGAGCAAUGGCAGUCUCUUGAACGGAAGAUGGUGGUGAUCAGCUGCUGCUGGGACAAUCCCAGGCUGCAUAACAACAUGGUACCAUACAUGUACACGCAGCUUGGCAAAAACAACAUGUCCUCCUUGGUGCAAUCACUGGUCACGGAGGACAACAAACCUACGAAAAGCCUGCGGGAACGAGUGCUGAGUUGUGUGCAGCAGAGCAAUGUGCGUGAGGCGGUGGAGCUGCUGGUGAGAGAGAGGCACAAGGCACGCAGCCAGCAGCGCCGGCCCAGUCUCUAUCGCGAUGUUCUCUUCCUGUCCUUGGCCACCCUUGGCAAGGAUGCUCUCAACCAGAAUUUGUUCUACCGUGACUAUGUCAAAAUUUACGAAGAACUGGCAGCCAAACGUUCUGCAUUGUUCAAGUGCGACAAGUACCCGUCAGUGCGUGCCAUGCUUUGCCGCAAGUACUUCAGGGACUUGGAGUUGAAGCCGUCCUCUUCCACUUGAUGCUGUGAAUGUUCACAUUGACUCUGAACAAGUGGUAUGCUGUGUUUGCACCAUACACUCAAUCUAACGGAAGAGGUGUCGCUUCACUCUUCGGCUCCGUCAUGGUUUGACGCCGAAGAGCUUACGAUCAAGACAGUGCAGCGGAUUGUUGUUGAAAUUGUGAGAACACUGUUGCAUUUGUUUCUCUUAGCAAAUGUAGUCCACUUACAAGAGUGCUACGCCUUCUUGAGCGAUGUUAAAUAGCCUAUAUCAAAUAAUUUACAAAAGCAGUGCAUUGUCUUAUUUAUACACUAAUGUGUGGUUUGAUGAUAUAGUUGACCCACCGUUGUUAAUUUUUUGUGCAUGGCAUUGUAUAGACAUACAACAAUUUUUAAGCGAUAAAGAAAAAAAACUCAUCAAAAUGUGCCACAAAAAGCUGAAGCAAUGAUCCAGCUAGUUCAGAGUCAGGCCUUCAGAAAUGCCCCCAUAAACUUUGUAGGUGUGAUUAAUGAGUGUAUAACUGCUUUGUUAUUGCCAUGCUCCCUUCAGCUAGGGUUUUUUUUUUUUUUACUAAUAAAGAUGUCAUGUUCAAUCGUGUAUACUAAUUCUGUAAGCACUUGACUAGGUUUUUCUCUUAGGCACAGGCAUUCAUGUCAUGCUCACUCAUAAAAUUGCAGCAAAAAAAAAAAUAAAGGCUGGGGCCCUAUUUAGUAACAAUUUCGUUGUUUUUUUCUCUCGUUAUGCUUUCGUCAUCAUCACUGGAACAUAUGCCACCAUUAUAUUGCUUGCAUCGUCUCACUGGCAUAAGAAAUGAUGGAUGAUGAAAAAGCUGAACAGUAGGAAAAUGAUUGUUACUAAUUGUGGCCCCAUUCACCGUUCUUCGUGAAACUUGUCAUGCUUACAUGCUGCAUUCUCAUUUCAUGUAAUCGGGCUGUACUUCAACAUCUUUUCAGCCAUUGGUGUUGGGCAGCUGCCAUAGAUGGUAGCAGCAACUCAUUGUGUGCAAUGUGCUCUUACCCGAGUGUCUCCUGCUUGUUUAAAGUGAAUUUAAUACGCAUGUGUGCCGUUGUUGUUGUUGAACUGGCGCACUUGUCUUCAUCCAACCACUGUUGAAAUCACUCUGCUCAUGCGUACGCCAACAUGCAUGCGGUAACCAUCAUGCCAGCACACACAGUGACUGCUUAGAAGUUGCAGCUACACUUGUAUGAUAACACACUGUACACUACAUUGCAACUAUACAUGCAUAUAUUAUAUAUAUAUACAUAUAUAUUAUAUAUAUAUAUAUACUGAUAUGUUUUUUUAUGAAGUUUAGUAAAAGGGUUAUGGAAGAUGUGGUCUUUCUGCUUUUUGCAAGACCUGUGACAGGGUCUUGGAAAUCAUAACUGGCCCAUGAAAUGUCACAUAGGUGACAUAUUGUUUCAUAACAUUGUUUGUUUGUGUUGUGUUUGUUACAGUGUACUGUGUCAUAUUUUGUCAUUGGUACAGUAGAAAUUUGUUAUGUCAUGUUUCUUAAAUCAAGGGUCAAAUGCAUAUCAGCACGUAAAACUUAUGUGAACUUCAUCUUCAUUUAAUUUCAGUGUUUUAGGUGGACUGAUAUUAUUAUACCAUAUUUUGAUGCAGCAUGACAAUCCAAAAUGCAAAGGCAAACAUAGUUAAACGUAACAUUUUCAGCUGUAUGGACUGGUAGAAACAUACGACUGUUUUACCUCCCUUGCCAUGUGCAGUGUGAUUCAUCGUAGUUCUAUUAUUCUAAUGUAACUCUAAAUGUUUUCAGUAGUUAUACACUCAAACCUCAUUAUAACAAAAUUGCAUCUUACUAGAAAAUAAGUUUGUAAUAUAAAAAAAUUCUUUAUAAAGGUUAUUCAUAAUACUG